This is a messenger RNA of Eurytemora carolleeae, 1213 nucleotides long. RefSeq lists its product as uncharacterized. The record is from RefSeq and is a predicted model, not a curated record. The transcript is spliced from 9 exons. Bases 60 to 638 code for a protein of 192 amino acids. Lineage: Eukaryota; Metazoa; Arthropoda; Copepoda; Calanoida; Temoridae.
CUCGACAAUUGACAACUCAGACAGGAUGUCAAAACUUAACAAUUGACAACUCAGACAGGAUGUCAAAAAGAAAAGAAAGUUCUAAAAUUUUGUCUAGCUCAGAGGAUCUGGAUUGCAAGGAAUCAAAGGAUAAUCUAGCCAAAGGGUUUCAGCUGAAAAAUCCUCCAAGAUUAAAAAAAUAUCAACUUCAGCUUCAUGAUGAAAUUAAAAGAAAUAAUGAUUACAUUGGGGAAGCAUCUAAUGGAGAUGAACACCUUCCUGAAGCAUUGAACGAAGAUCCUGAAUUAAGGAACAAGCUUUCUGAGGAUGAAUUCGACGAACCUGAAGACGAACUAGAUGAACCCGAAGAUGAACUGUAUGAUUGGAUGGAUGAGGAAGAUGAGAUUCAGAGUACUCUAAGCCUUGAGGACGGAACCAGGCUAAAAGUGGAGGCUUGGAAGAAAAACACCGGAGACGGCAAAUAUUUGAUUGGAAUAGAUGCGGAAAGAGUUAUUGUCAAAGAAAUGCGGAAACGGAUUGAAAAUAUGAGAAACCUGUGUUCCCCGCGAAGCUGUGAAGGGAGUAUUUUUGAUUUUUCUACCUCAACAACUCAGAGCUUAUCUCUAGAUCCUGGUUAUAGGGCGAACUCAGGGAUAUAACUUCUAAAAAUGUUUAAUUUAUUUUUCAUAAUUAAUUUUGCUUUUAUUCCCAUAAGGUGUUUGAAUCAAUUUGUGUUAACUACUAACUUUUAGUUGAAAAAAACAUGGGAAAUAAAUGACAAUUUUCAAGACAUGUCUCCGAUUUGGUUUAGUUCGACAGUGGUUCUAUCCGAGCGGGUACAACAUGUACUGCAUAUCCGAGCCGGUACAACACGUACCGUAUAUCCGAGCCAGUACAACACGUACUAUAUAUCCGAGUCGGUACAACAUGUACCGUAUAUCCGAGCCGGUACAACUGUACCAUAUAUCUGAGCCGGUUCAACAUGUACAUUACUUUCCUGGACUCUGGGCAACAAACUGUAUAAUGGCGAUCCUGUACAUUUCAUGUACCCUGGCAAGUUAGAUAGAUAGUAAAAAAAAAAUAAUAUAAAGAUUAGCUAUACAUACAUCUUCAGCUUUUUUAUACUGAACAUAAAUAUUGAUUAUUUUUUGGUAAAUUUUGUUUAAAUUUUAUAAAUUGAAAUUGGAAGAAAAAAUGCCGUUAGAUACACAUCAGUUCAAAAACAAUAGCCUAU